AUGGGGCGCCUGGCAAAGUCCGCGACGGUGAUUUCUGGGACAGUGACGACAAGAUCAUGGCAUCUAAAAUCGACCGGCACGACACAAGAAAUGUACGAAUCGGGGAUAUCUAGACGACCUUCGAUGAUAAGGAGACGCCGACAGAUCGAGACGUACUGCCAAGUAAGGACUCGGCAGAGCUCCUUAUGCGAGUCAGUUAUAGCGUCGGAGAACCGCUUGUUGAAGGAGUCGGGGUCGAUGGUGCCUCUGAGCUCGGCGAGUUGCCGCUCGAGCUCGAUGACCUUUUCCUUGAGAGCCUGGAAGUCGUCGGCGGAGGGGGACUGA
This is a messenger RNA of Microbotryum saponariae, 324 nucleotides long. NCBI's taxonomy places the organism in Eukaryota, Fungi, Basidiomycota, Microbotryomycetes, Microbotryales, Microbotryaceae. The record is from the annotation of a GenBank genome assembly.